ACUAGAGGGGCUUCGUGAUAUUAUAAUAAUAUAUAUAUAUAUAUAGUAUUAAAACCGAAAUGAUUAUUAUUUAUCGUAAAUAUUCUUGAAAAUUUCUCGAAAGAUGAUACGGUUUGUUCGCGGAGUCGCUCGACGAUUUAAUUCUUUUAUAUAUAUAUAUAUAUAUAUAUAUAUACGGGGUUUAAUAAUUAGCUAAACAUUUUUCUACGUAAACGUAAAAGAAAAAAACGUUCUAACGACAUCAGCUCUUCAUACGAGUUUUUUGUUUUUUUUGUCAUUACACGUGUAUAGAGACAUCAUAGAUCGUUAGAUGAAUAGUUAGACUUCGCGAUAAAUAAGGAAAAAUUCUUUUUAAGAACUUCGAUUCACAUUAACAUUUAAUAUACAUAGCUCUUCGUUUUUGUCUAUAUUAAAAAGUGUGAUAAGUUUAAUGUUUAAGGACAUUUUUCAACAUUUACAAGUCGCUCCAAGAGCGAUUAUCAGCACGAAAAAUAAACUUCUCCUUGCAUUGUUCUUUUUUACAACAUCGAAUGGACCAAAUCGAGAUUACAACGCGAGGAGAAAGUCGUCAAACGAACGAGCUAUUUUCGAUACUCUUCAAUUGUAAUACUUAAAGCGAGAAUACAUGAGAAGAAACCUAAAUACCCGUUGUAUAAAAUCAUUAAAAAACUCAACGAAUCAUACCGACCAUCUCGUCCAUGGAAUCCUUUUUUUUCAAAUUAUCGUCGCUAAGGAGAAACAAGCAGUCGUCUGUUUGUGUUUAAUCUGUCAUUUCCACGACACCUAUUCGUUCCUUGUGUUUCCUAUCGAUCGAACAUCUCCGGGACCAUUCUCGAAAAGAAUAUCGUCGAAUUACUCGACACCAUCUUUUUCAACCCUUAAAGUGUGAUUCAUUCAAAAUUAUAAAAUGCGUGAAAUUGUGCAUAUUCAAGCUGGCCAAUGUGGCAAUCAAAUUGGUGCCAAGUUUUGGGAAGUAAUAUCCGAUGAACAUGGUAUCGAUAACACUGGCACUUACCAUGGAGAUUCGGAUUUACAAUUAGAACGGAUCAAUGUUUAUUACAAUGAAGCUUCCGGCCCCAAAUACGUUCCUCGAGGGAUUUUAGUCGAUCUUGAACCUGGUACAAUGGACUCUGUACGUUCCGGCCCAUUCGGACAAAUUUUUAGACCAGACAAUUUCGUUUUUGGUCAAUCAGGAGCCGGAAAUAAUUGGGCCAAGGGUCAUUACACCGAAGGAGCAGAAUUAGUAGAUUCUGUUUUGGAUGUAGUGAGAAAAGAGGCAGAAAGUUGCGACUGUCUCCAAGGUUUUCAAAUGACGCAUUCUUUGGGUGGAGGAACCGGAUCAGGCAUGGGCACCCUAUUGAUAUCAAAAAUUCGUGAAGAAUAUCCUGAUAGAAUAAUGACGACUUUUUCUGUGGUACCAUCACCCAAAGUAUCUGACACAGUCGUCGAACCCUACAAUGCUACAUUGUCCGUUCAUCAACUCGUUGAAAACACUGAUCAAGCUUACUGCAUCGACAACGAAGCACUCUACGAUAUCUGUUUCCGUACUUUGAAACUAUCCACACCUACUUAUGGUGAUUUAAAUCAUCUAGUGUCUGCUACCAUGUCCGGCGUGACUACUUGCUUAAGAUUCCCGGGACAAUUGAAUGCUGAUUUGAGAAAACUGGCUGUCAACAUGGUACCCUUUCCACGUCUUCAUUUUUUCAUGCCAGGUUUUGCACCUUUGACAUCUCGUAGUAAUCAGCAAUACAGAGCUUUGACCGUACCUGAGUUGACUCAACAAAUGUUUGACUCAAAGAAUAUGAUGGCUGCCUGUGAUCCAAGACACGGAAAGUAUCUUACCGUUGCUGCUGUUUUUCGUGGUAGAAUGUCAAUGAAAGAAGUAGACGAACAAAUGCUUAAUAUUCAGAACAAAAAUAGUUCAUAUUUUGUCGAAUGGAUUCCGAAUAAUGUGAAAACAGCUGUGUGCGAUAUACCGCCACGUGGUCUUAAAAUGUCAGCAACUUUUAUUGGAAACUCAACGGCCAUUCAAGAACUUUUUAAGAGAAUUUCUGAACAAUUCACAGCGAUGUUCAGAAGGAAGGCUUUUCUUCAUUGGUAUACCGGUGAAGGAAUGGAUGAAAUGGAGUUCACCGAAGCUGAGUCAAACAUGAAUGAUUUGGUAUCUGAAUAUCAACAAUAUCAAGAAGCUGCGGCUGAAGACGAAGGUGAAUUCGACGAAGAAGAGGAGAUGGAAUAUAAAUAAUAUAUAAUAAAACCUAAAGAUUUUUGAAUGAUCCCGAUCGAAUAGGAAAGCAAGGAAGCGGUGUCGAAUAGACGAAAAAACAUUUGAUAUUCUUUUCUAUUUCGAUAUGUACUUUACUUUUAUUAUUCGUUUACUUUACUUUAUUUAUUUUUGAACUUGAACAAAAAAAUUUAUGAGUUUUUAUAUACGAUUUUUAUAGAAUUGUACAAGAAUUGUUAAUCUAAUAGAUUCUUUAUUUCCAGUAUAAUUGACGUUUUAUUCAUUUAUAAAGAAAAUCUACGAGAAAGGUAAGAAUUUAUUCGCGUGAAUUAAUUAACUUGAGAUUUAAUGAUCCGAUUCAUAAUAUUUACGUUUAAAUUGCUACACAAUAUAAUAAUCUUAGAUUUAUAAUAUAAAAUUUCAACGCGCUUAAGUACUUUCAAUGUUGAUAUCUUGAGCAAGUUAACACGAAUCAAAGUCGAUAUUUUAAAUAUGCCUAUUAAAUAUAAUAAUUGAGUAAUCACAUGGGCAUGCAUUCAUGUGACCAACACUCGAACGUUUACCGCGGCUCGCUAUCGAACUCUUUAUCGUCCUUCUGGUCAACUGGGAUUGAUCAAGCCAAGGCCUUGACAAAAAUUGGUAAUCACGUAUUAUCUCGUCGGAGCCCGAGGACAAACACUUUAUUAUUGCGUAUCACGGAGAUCAUAGUUCGUUGUACGUCUACAUAGAAAAAGAAAGUGCAAUCGUAUCAUUUCGUUCUAUUACUUUAUAUUUUAGCUUUGCGAUCAAUAAAUCUUUGCAUAUCAUUUCUGAGACAAUAUUUUUUAAUCUUAACAUUGCAUUUUAUUUAAAGAAUUAUUUAACAAUAAUCGAGAAAUUCAUCUUAUUUUGAUAGAAUUUUAAAUACUUUUAUAAACGAUUAUUUCACAAAUUUAAUAUUGUUACUGCACAAAUUAUAAACAAGUAACACAAUAUUAUCUGAAUCAUGCAACAAAAGGAUGGAACCAUUUUGAAACAUACGUAAAAUUUCGGUCACAAAAUUAAAAAAAAAGUUAUUAUUCGUUAUUAAAAUUUUAAGUGACAUUUUCUAU
Molecule: messenger RNA, 3315 nt
Organism: Polistes canadensis
Lineage: Eukaryota; Metazoa; Arthropoda; Insecta; Hymenoptera; Vespidae
Product: tubulin beta chain-like
Exons: 2
Coding region: 908-2245 (445 amino acids)
Biological process (GO): mitotic cell cycle; microtubule cytoskeleton organization
Cellular component (GO): microtubule; cytoplasm
Molecular function (GO): GTP binding; structural constituent of cytoskeleton; GTPase activity
Source: RefSeq, a predicted model, not a curated record